Peromyscus maniculatus bairdii (prairie deer mouse) is the source of this 1589-nucleotide messenger RNA. The record is from RefSeq and is a predicted model, not a curated record. Lineage: Eukaryota; Metazoa; Chordata; Mammalia; Rodentia; Cricetidae.
UACCUGGACAGUCAGGAUGCCUUAGAAGUCCUCACCCCCACCACACUCCCAAACCUAAGCUGGGAAUCCUGGGGAGCCAUGAAGAGCCAGGCCUCACAGCACCAUCUGUCAUGAGCUUCAUUUCUUGCCUGUCACCUGCCUUGGCUCAACCAAGAUGGUACCUUCUGGACCAAACUUAAAACAAAUGGGAUAGAAUAGUGCCUGGUGCCUGUUCUGAAGACUGGGGGUUCUGUUGCCAUGACAUCUUUUCAGUAACUUCCCUUUGAGGUAUAAGAGAGCUGAUCAAUUUUCUGCUGCUCUGCAACCAAAAAACCUGGUUGGCAGAACCACCCACCCCAUGCCAGACUCAUCCCAAGAAUUCCAUUUAACCAUCAUAAUUUGUAGGAACCAUAGUUGACUCCAUUUGGUAUCUGGGGCCUUGAGAGGUUGAACCUUAGCCAAGGUUAAGCAUCAAAUUAGUGGCAGGCCAGGAUUCAAAGUAAAGCCACAGAGAUUUCCCUCUCCGCAGCUGGGAAGCUGAGACCAGAAGAGGUCAUAGACAGUGACUACAGGGGGUUCCAAGGGGGAGCCGAGCUUCGGUGCGGUGAGGUCACUUGUGAGCUCACAAUGCUGUUCACUUGGUGGGGCGGGGCCAAACGGGCCCCUGGGUAGAGGGCAGGGCCGAGGCAGCAUGGGCAGUGGCCUCUAGUGAACAGUCCUACCAUGGGAAACAGCAGUUCCCACAAGAGGACCAAAGCACCCAGUCAGGCCAGCAAGGACAGGCCGCCUGGCAUGGAGAAGGCCCGGCACAAGCAGUUCUUCAGCCACCUCAAGCGGAAGAAGCCAAGUGUGAGAACGGGGAGGCCCGAGAGGAUGCCCACAGCUUCACAACACGUCACUUUCCCCUUCUUUCAAUGGCGAGAGGCCCCUGACUCGGCCCGGGUGGGUGAGAACCCCCGCAUCAAGGCUGGGAAAGCUCUGCCCCGCAAGACCGUUACACAGCUCAAGAAACGCUGCUGCUAUGUGUCCCUGGAUUUCCAGGGUGACAUCUGUGACCCUGCCCGCCACCAGAGGGCCUGUUUUUGCCUGGGCAAUGGCUGCUACGUCAACCUCGGAAGCGAGCGCUUCCGCUGCCCUGAACCCCUCUUCCAGCCAAGUCUCCUAGGCCACUCGGAGCCAGGACUGCCCACACUGGCCUUCCAGGCACUGCAGAAGAUACCCACUACACUGCGGACACGGCUGGCCAAUACGGUGGUGCUGGCUGGUGGUUCCACCCUUUUCCCCGGCUUUGUGGAGCGCAUGAAUCUGGAGCUACAGGCACAGUGCCGGAAGCAUGGGUACCGGGCCUGCCUGGUGGCUCAGCCUGGGCGCAGCACGGCUGUGUGGACUGGAGGUUCCAUGAUGGCCUCCUUGCACUCCUUUCAGUGCCGCUGGAUGACGAGGGCCAUGUACGAGGAGUUUGGCCCUUUUCUGGUGCGAGAAGUGUUCGAUUGAGUUUUCUACUGAAACAGAAUGCACGGUGCCACCAGGGGGUACUGCCGGAACCGAGGGGGCAAUGCUGUCCUAACAUGGAGAAUCGGAUAAACAGAUUGAAGUGUUUGCAGCUGCAA